Messenger RNA from Coniosporium apollinis CBS 100218, 2160 nucleotides. RefSeq lists its product as uncharacterized. Lineage: Eukaryota; Fungi; Ascomycota; Dothideomycetes. Bases 1 to 2160 code for a protein of 719 amino acids. Gene Ontology annotation, molecular function: manganese ion binding; metalloaminopeptidase activity. The transcript is spliced from 3 exons. The record is from RefSeq and is a predicted model, not a curated record.
AUGGCAGCUCUUGAUAUGGAAGCUCUCAUUGAGAGAUGUAAAGACGAGCAGCGAAACCUUUGGGUUCACAUCGAAGCUUCGACUCCGCUUGAGAAAUACCCAGCGAAGCAGCAUGCUCAGCGCGUUGCGGACAAGCUGGGUGUUACUGAAGGUUUGAUCUACCUCCCAGGAGUUCCCACUGUGCUUCUCGAAGACAGCGAUCAGCCCCGACCGUUCCGGCAACGGAGAUAUUUCUACUACCUGAGCGGCUGCGAUGAACCGGACUGCCAUCUCACGUAUGACAUCGAGCAAGAUGCACUUGUUCUCUACAUACCCGAAAUUGAUCCGAAGAAGGUCAUCUGGAAUGGCCGAGGGUCCACCAUCACUGAAGCUACCGAGAAGUAUGAUGUUGAUUGUGUUUACUACUCCAACCUCGUCAAGCCAACAGUGUUGAUCUGGCCAGCGCUCAAUGAGAAGGGCAAUGUUUACAUUCUCCAUCCGAGUCAAGGCGUCGAGCCUGGCCACAACAAGAUGGAUCGGGUCGACGCUACCAAGCUCCAGCAUGCUAUGGAUGCAGCACGCGUCAGGAAAGACUCCCAUGAGGUCAAACUGAUCAGGAGAGCCAACGAGAUUUCCGCCGAAGCCCACUCGAAUGUCCUAUCCAACAUCCUCAAAUUCAAGAACGAAGCUGAAGUUGAAGCCAUCUUUCUUGACACUUGCGUGUCCCAUGACGCGAAGAACCAAGCUUACGAGAUCAUCGCCGCUUCCGGGGAGAAUGCGAGCACGUUGCACUAUGUCAAGAACGACGAGCCACUUGCUGGUCGGCAGCUGAUGUGUCUUGAUGCUGGCUGCGAGUGGCAGAACUACGCAAGUGACGUGACGAGAACCUUUCCCCUGUCCGGUCAGUGGCCCUCGAAAGAGGCCAAAAAUAUCUACGACCUUGUUCAAAGGAUGCAAACGGCUUGCAUCGAGCGCUUGAAGCCUGGUGUAAAGUUCAUCGAGCUUCAUUACCUCGCCCACCGCAUAGCUAUCGAAGGUCUGCUGGCGCUAAACAUCCUGCAGAACGGUACGGUAGACGAGAUCGUCAAGGCCGGGACUUCCUUGGCUUUCUUUCCCCAUGGUCUUGGUCAUCACAUGGGUCUUGAAGUGCACGACGCCUCCGCUGUACCACUCAUGUCUUAUCCCGGCAAAGAGUCAGUUGAGAGUUCUCUUGUCGAGCUCGAGGGGGCUGAACUGCCGGCGGAUAUAGCUGCUGUUUACGAGCCUGGAUUAUGCAGGGCUCCAACAGACCCGAAGAGCAGCGCCUUGGAGGAAGGUAUGGUCGUGACAGUGGAACCUGGGAUAUACUUCUCCCGCUAUGCUCUAUCAACCAUUUACUUGCCUUCGCCAGUCCACUCCAAGUACAUCAAUGUCGAGGUAUUGGAGAAGUACUUGCCCAUAGGCGGUGUAAGGAUCGAAGACGAUAUCUUGGUCACGGAGCAAGGCUACCAGAAUCUCACAACUGCGCCGAAAGGCGAGGAGAUGUUGGAUCUGAUUCGAGCUCAAGUUCCAGUCGAAGCUAUUGCUACGUUAUCGCAAUCAUCAGCGCCCCGAUUCCAAGAUGUUUCACCCCCUAUAUUCCCAAACAUCUCUCGCGGGACUUGGUCUCACGGAGGUUUUAACGCGGACAAGCUUUCGACCGUCAAAGCAGAACUCCGAAAUGACUCAUUGCGGUUGGUGACUGACACGCUCGAUCGGGCCACCAAACUCGAACGGUAUCUACGCCUGCGGCAUCAGCAACUUGAUCAAGGUUCUCUUCGAGACCUAGUAGAUGCGCAAGGUCCAUCAUCGGUCAACACAAGUCGGCCCUCACCAGCGGUGGCUCAAACCAUUGUCCGCAAGUUCUACAAAGACAUGCAAAACGAGUUCCGGGCCGCUUUUCCUGGGAAAUGGGAGGAUCUCGCCGCUGUUGAAAGCAAAGGCUACCCGGAGAUCGAUCCGCCACUCCGACCGCUUAGCUCAUCGAGUGCUCUCCAGGAUCCUGCCACAGACACGGCGCAGCAACUUCAGAUGGACACCACUAAUUUCGCUCCCCAAGCGCCCAGAGUUCCGCCAAAAACUCCGCAGGUGCCUGAAAAGCCGCUCGCUUAUCGCCAGAGCAUGCCUUCGGACAACCUCCAGUCUGGCGCUUCCACCGAAUAA